Syngnathoides biaculeatus (alligator pipefish) is the source of this 5038-nucleotide messenger RNA. It is a transcript of the gene ttll11, whose product is annotated as tubulin tyrosine ligase-like family, member 11. Gene Ontology annotation, biological process: protein polyglutamylation; microtubule cytoskeleton organization. Gene Ontology annotation, cellular component: cilium. The transcript has 10 exons. Gene Ontology annotation, molecular function: tubulin binding; tubulin-glutamic acid ligase activity. Bases 137 to 2242 code for a protein of 701 amino acids. NCBI's taxonomy places the organism in Eukaryota, Metazoa, Chordata, Actinopteri, Syngnathiformes, Syngnathidae. The record is from RefSeq and is a predicted model, not a curated record.
CCCCUAAAAAAAAAAAAAAGUGAUUUCCAGCCGUUCUGAAGCAGAAAACAAUGCGGGAAGCUCGUCGGUGUGCCGGUGUCGGAUUACUGGACGUGUUGGUGGUACGAGUGGACCCGGCCCGGCAGCGUCGAGCAUCAUGAGCGACCGCCAUGGCGACGCGGCGGUGCGGCCGCCUCACGUCGUCGAGGGCGGCGGGGGGGACGACGACGACGACGACGACGACGACGACGAGGAGUGUUUCGCGCCCCUCUCCCCGGUCCUGCUCGACGCUUCCGGGGCGCCCGUCAUCCCCCCGGUGUCCGCCCGAGAAUGCCGCAACGCGGGGACGGAGGCUGUCGAGGUCGGGAGGAAUCUCAACCGACUCGGGGGUGAGGUCCUCGUCCAAGGCACCGCGAAGGUGGUGGGGGGCAAGUGGGAGGAAAACGGCAACUACUCGAGGGGCAUCCGCGGCCCGGAGGAUGCGGGGACGCUCGGCAAGAAGAGGAGGCCGGUGACGGUGGACACGUCCAAGGCCAAAACCUCCCUGGAGGGACUGAAGAUCAGCAUCAGGCAGCUCAAGUGGAGAGAGAUUCCCACGGGAAGACGAGCCCCGUGCGACAUCUACUGGCACGGCGUCUCCUUCCACGACAACGAGAACAUCACGUCGGGCCAGGUCAACAAGUUCCCGGGAAUGCUGGAAAUGUCGCGGAAGACCAACCUGAGCCGAGCGGUGCGCAUCAUGCAGGAGUUGUUCCCCGCCGAGUACGACUUCUAUCCGCGGUCCUGGAUCCUUCCCGACGAGUACCAGCAGUUCUCGGCGGAGAUGCGCGCGGCGAAGGAGAGCGCCCCGACGCCGGAGCCCACGUUCAUCGUCAAGCCCGACGGCGGCUCCCAGGGCGAAGGCAUCUACCUCAUCCGCGACCCCGGCGAGCUGAGGCCGCCGGCGGCGGGGGCGGGGGCGCAGGCCCGGCAGUCCGUGGUGCAGGAGUACGUCCGCAAGCCGCUGCUGGUGGACAAGCUGAAGUUCGACAUCCGCCUGUACGUGCUGCUCAAGUCGCUGGAGCCGCUGGAGGUUUACAUCGCCAAGGAGGGCCUGACCCGGUUCUGCACCGAACCCUACCAGGAGCCGAGCCAGAAGAACCUGGGCCACGUCUUCAUGCACCUGACCAACUACUCGCUCAACGUGCACAGCGGCAACUUCGUGCACUCGGAGAGCCACAACACGGGCAGCAAGCGCACGCUCAGCAGCGUCCUGCGCCGGCUGGCCGCAAAGGGCGUGGACGUCAAGAGGGUGUGGUCGGACAUCAUCGCCCUGGUCAUCAAGACCGUCGUCGCCGUGGUGCCUCAGCUCAAAGUUUACUACCAGGCCGACAUCCCGCCCGGGAAGCCCGGACCCUCCUGCUUCCAGAUCUUAGGUUUCGAUAUCCUCCUGAUGAAGAACCUGAAGCCGGUCCUCCUGGAGGUCAACUCCAACCCCAGCAUGCGCAUCGAGCACGAGCAGGAGGUGGCCCCGGGGGUCUUCGAGUGCGUCCCCAGUCCGGUGGACGAGGAGGUGAAAGUGGCCGUGAUCAGGGACACGCUGCGCCUGGUGGACCCCGCGCUCAGCAAAGCGUCCUCGUCCCAGUGGAGGUCGGAGGCCGCGGGCGACGCCCACGUCAGGAGGCGCCCCUGCGCCGCGCCCCCGCCGCGCCUGAAGCAGGUGUACCCCAAGUACAGCCGGCAGUUCGGGCACCUUCGGCUGGUGGAGCGCAUCGCCGCCCUCUUCGUCCGCUUCCUGGGGGUCAAAGGGAACAUGCGCCUCGGCCCCACCGCCUUCAGGACCUUCAUCAGAACCUGCAAGCUGAGCAGCAGCAGCUUCAGCAUGGCGUCCGUGGACAUCCUUUACAUCGACAUCGCGCGGCGCUGGUCCGGAGCCUUGCCGGACUCUCGGGAGGCGGGCAUGGGCUUGCAGGCCUUUGUGGAGGCCUUCUUGUACCUGGCGGCCCGCAGGUUCAAGUCCCAGACGCCCCGGGAGCAGGCGGCGUCCCUCCUGGAUCUGUGCGAAGCCCAGCUGGAGUCGUCGACCCCGGGCCCCGAGGAGCGCCGCUCGUUGAGCUGCGGCCGGGCGGCGUCCCGGGGGGCCGCGGGUGGCCCCAAGCCCCGGACCCACGCCCGACACCCCGGGCCGCCGUCGCCCGCGGCCGCGCCUCUGCCGCGCCGGGCCUCCAGCCAGGACUGCCGCAGGGCCGAGCCUCGCUCGAGAGACGCUCACGCGGAGAAUUGAUGACGCUCGCCUGUAACCGUAGCGACGCGCGUACUACUACUACUACUACAUCAGGGGUGGGCAAAGUAUGGCCCGGGGGCCACGUAUGGGUGUUUUUGUCCUAAAGAUGCUGAACGUAGUUAUCUGAUUAAAUAAAUGUAUUUACUUUGAAUGAAAAAACAGUAAAAUCAUUUAAUUUUACAUUUUAAUACAUGGUAUUAACUAACUUCUGCGACAGGUCGAUAGACUCCGACACUCCCUUGUGAGGAUAAGCGGCUCAGAAAACGGAUGGAUGGGUAUUGAUUUACUUUAUUAUGCAGUAAUUGCAUGCGUAAUUAUAACAUGGCCACCCAUUCUAUUAUUAAAACAAACAUUUACAUGUUACAUGUAAAAAUAUUUCACUGAUUCAUUUGACAUUUAAUUAUUGGUAAUUUAUUGUAAUAUAAAAAAAAUUGAAAACAAUUGUUAAAUAUAUAUUUUGUUUAAUAAUUUGAAUUAAUUCUUAAAAGAGUUCUACAAGUUCCAAUUGUCUAAGAGCUACGCGAAUGUGAUUGGAUGACCAGGUCGGGGGCGGAGCCAGCGCAACUGAGAACGUUUGGCAGAGUACGAGUGAAGUUUGGCGAGCAGAAGCUUGCGUGAUCCCAAAAAAUUUGGUUAUCGAUCAAUUGACGUCACUAGGUUUGGCUAUUUUUUUUCAAAGCCAUAUUUUUAUUGAUGUAUUUAUUUAUUUGUAACCUCAUCUGCAGUUGAGGGCGUACCACGCGACCCUGCUUCUCGCGCAGUUAGCUGGGAUUAGCUGCCAGCACGCCCGCGAUCGUUGUGAGGAUAAGCUGAAGGGAAAAUGGAUGGAUGAAGGGAUGGAUGGAGGGAUAGCCUCAUUUCCAAAUGACCUCAAAUGUGGCACCCGGGCACAAACGUUUGCCCCCGCCCUUGUCGUCCCUUUCAAACUUUUACAGUCCCCUUUUCAUUUUGCACAGACAUUUGCACGCAAAUGCACGUGUCCAAAAAUCUGUUCAAAAAAUCUAUGAAAGGUAGGUCGAAUUUAUGAAAAAAAAAAAUGUCCUUCCUCGCUUCAUUUUUAUUUGAAUGCCACGAUUGAAUCCAGGCAGCUGUCGAACUCGUUUGGCGUGGACGUUAAGUGUGUGCUAGUAGUGUGGUUCCAAAAAAAUAAAAUUUGACCAAAUAAGUUAUGGACGCCACUUUACCACUCGAGAAUAGAGAAUAAAUACAACUACAACGUGUUCUUGAAAUUAUUACAUCAUCAAUAAGACCGAGAUAAGUGUUAGGAAUAUACAUUUAACUAUAUUUUUUGAUUUAAAGAAAAUCUUACAAAUUAAAAAAUAUUUUUUGAGUCCUUUUUUUGAAGAAUUUUUUUUUUGUAAAGUUAAUCUUAAAAGCAAAAAUGAUUGUAACAGAGUCUUGCAUUUUUGACAUUUUUUUUUUUUUAGAAAGUCAGUUUUUUUUUUUAAAUUGCAUUUUUUUUUGUUUGUUAAAAAGGGGCUGCAAGAAAAUCUUAAAAUAGCUAAAUAAAACUUUAAUAAUAGGUUUUGUUGCAAAUGUACAUACAUUGCACGGCCACAUUUGAACAACACGAGUUCCUCUGUACAUUAUUGUUUUUGUCACCUUUUGUUGCAAAGAGAGAAAACAACAACAAAACAAAAAGAAAAACAACCUAAUAAACAGAACGGAAUUCAACAAAUACUUUCAACAUACUUACAAAAAGUAUUUUCUACAAGUUCAUAGAAAACAUACAACAUAUUUUGCUGUAUUUAUAGCCGAUUGGUCUCGGAGCGCCUCCUGACACUGUAAACUCGGUGGUGUUAGCGUAGCGUAGCGUAGCAGAGGCUAACCCGACCCUUUUAAAUGAAGUCAAACCACGCGUCGCUUUUGUCUAUGGAAGCGGCAUCGAGGACAUCAAAGCAAGUCAAACGUUUAUUUCCUCAAUUUAUUUUUUUAAAAUGGAGACUGUGCAGUUUUUUGGCCACUGAGUUAAUAAAAUAAAAAAUAAGUGUUCAGGGAAUACCAAUAAACCACGGUCUUAAAAGAGAACAACAUAGAUAACACAAAAAGAAAAAUAGGUCUUUUCAAAGGAUAUAUUAUUUGCCAAUUACGUCACCAAAAUUUAUUGACGUAUAUUUCUUUCAAAAGAAAAAAAAAUUAAAAUUUGGGGCCCAAAUAAAACAAAAAGCUAGAAAAGUUGCAGGUUGCUAAAAGUACUAAAAAUUCUGUAAUUAAAAAAAAAAAAAAAUAUAUAUAUAUAUAUAUAAAAAUGGCACUGGGACAUUUACAAAAUCUCGCAAGUAGUUAACGGAACCAAACUCCAGAUUUUUGGCGGUACUUAAAAGUUUUGAUUAAAUCGAGUGAAUAUUUCCCCAAAAAAAAAAAAAAAAAAAAAAAAAUGAAAGUGGUGGACAAAAAAUCUGCACAGUCUCUUGGCGUGACGUUUGGUGGCAUAUUUUGAUUAUUUCACAAAUAAAAAUCACAGUCCUAGCGCUCCCUUUUCUUUCGUUCUUUGCGAAAAACCAAGCUAACACCAGCCACUUAACGUAAAAGUGCAUAGACGUUAGAAAGCGACGAUUGUGCUCGCCAAUCUCAAGAAGGAGUGACCCCCCCCCCCCCAACCCCGCACCCCCCUUACACAAUAACACGUUGUCUCGUUUUGGCUAGCGAUAGCAGCACACUGCUAGCGGUGCUCGUUUGCAUUUACAACACCAAGGAUGACGAUACAGCAGAGUUUGAGCGCGAGGUCACAUUUACAAAGAAAAACAUUAACUUUAGCUCAAAAAUAGUAAAUAUUGUCUUUUUUUUUUUUUUUUU